This is a messenger RNA of Pungitius pungitius (ninespine stickleback), 1052 nucleotides long. RefSeq names its product SWIM-type zinc finger 7 associated protein 1 (gene swsap1). The transcript is spliced from 2 exons. Gene Ontology annotation, biological process: double-strand break repair via homologous recombination. The record is from RefSeq and is a predicted model, not a curated record. Gene Ontology annotation, cellular component: Shu complex. Gene Ontology annotation, molecular function: single-stranded DNA binding. Lineage: Eukaryota; Metazoa; Chordata; Actinopteri; Perciformes; Gasterosteidae. The coding region runs from base 16 to 870 and encodes 284 amino acids.
GUCAGAGCGCCUGCCAUGACGGACAUCCUAACACUCGUCUUUAGAACGUUUACGUCACAAACCGCCGGAAGUGAGGAGCUCACCGUCCCUCCUACGUCACCGGCGACGUGCAGCGCGCUGCUGGUCGGAGACGCCGGGCUCAGCCGCUCCGUGCUGCUGCUGGCGGCGGUGACGGCGGCCUCGGAGAUGGGGGUGCGGGUGGUGUUCUUCACCCAGACGCGGAUCCAGAGCCUCCCUCCCUGUCUGCAGAAGCGCGUUCCCAGCGUGAGCCCCGAGAGUCUGAAGAAAAUCCAAUUUUGCUAUCCGAGGACGAUGGAGGAGCUGCUUCAGCAGGUGGCCGGCCUUCACGAGCCCACCAACACGUGUCCCGCGCCGCCGUCACUCAUCGUGGUCGACGGGCUGGAGGGGUACCUGUGUGGCCCCGGGGAGUGCGGGGGCGGCCUCAGCGGGUUUCACCUGGGGGAGCAGCCUGUUCAAGCCGCACACCUGUCCGCGCUGCUCUGCGACAGCGCCGCCUUCCUCACGCGAGCCCUGAGGAGUCGCUCGCCGAGCUCCGGCCCCUGCCGCGUCGUCGCCUCCUUCCAGCCGCCGGGGGGGGACGGCGGGCGAGCCCCCGGGGAGGCCUCCUCUGCCGCGGAUCCCACCCUCCAAGUCCUCGAUCGCUAUUUCCGGGUACGCUGCACUCUGGACAGAGCCGGGAGCUACGAAGCUGCGGCAGCCGGACUGCAUGAGGUGUGGAACAUUUAUCUCUCUGGGACGGGCUUGGCAGAGGCCUCGUGUGCCAAAGACUGUGAGGACAGGCCAGCCGGAGCCCAAGAGUGGAAGCUGUUCAUCCCUCCUGAUGGGUUCAUGGAGUUUAAGUUGGUUUGAAAAGGUUUGCAUGAAAGACUGUCGCAGUGAGGGAGAAACUGCAGUGUAAUAUGUCAUGUCAUCAUUUUUGCUAAGAGUUUUAUUUGCAGAAGGAUGUUUUCUGCCAUGCCCUUGCAUUUAUUCUUUGUAGCUCGCCACGGUGUCUCAUUGUCACCGAUACAAUGCUGCUGCUGCUGCUUCUC